UCCCAAAGGCUAUAGUGGCUGCAGUGAUAUGUUGUCCAAACUUCAUAGGCUAUAAUUUUGAAAGGAGUUAAAAGUAACUGGACCGAACUUUGCUUUGACGACUGUUUCGAAAUCCACUCUUCCCAGCACCAGGACAGCCGAACAGCACGCGGGUGUAGCUGGCAGCGCGCGAGGGUGCGAGUUGCGCGCGGAAUCCGGAUGUGAUGAAAAAUGUUUCAGUCGAACUUUCUUCAGCGAAGUAGCAAACCCAGCGUGAGCGGUGGGACAUAGUAGCAGUGACUGUUUACAGUUCAUCCACUGAGAAUACACGGCGCUGGAAUUGGGAUUUAUCGUCGUUACACGCUUUUAUCCCUUUCGUCUCGGGAACAUAACUCAAGAAAACUGCGGAGGGAACCCCGCGCUCUAGUUUGGAGUGGACUGGAAUAACUCGGAGCCCGGAGCGAGGGAGUUGACAUGUUUGAAAGGCUUGGCGGGUGAUAAUAACACAGCGCAAGAAGGGGAGACAUUUUCGCCAGCGUGUAGUGUGUGGACAAGGAGGCUGUCUCAUGUCUGCGGAGACAGUCUUACCUCCGGAAGGGCCUGCAGGGCCAGAGUCUGACCUGCAACAGGAGACGAGUCGUCUUCUGCCUUCCACCACUGAAGGCGUGUGCAACAAUGACAGUUGUGAUUCACCAGACGCCACAUCAACAAGCAGAAGCCGGUCGUCUGGGCAACCAGUGUCCGGCGGAACACCAGGCCAUGUGACAUCGGCAGGCCACGCCCUGGACAACCUUGUCAGAACCCAGCCCCGACCCCUGCCACCGCUCAGCACAUCCUCCUCCACUGACAGCGGCAGCGACGCCGGACGCUUCCAGAAUGGCCUCCCCGUCACCAUGGGCAACAGCCACAGUGGCAACAGCAGCAGUGGCACCAGCAGCAGCAGCGGUGGCGGCGGCACUACGCGGCACCCCAACCCACUGCCCUCCUCCGCCACAGUCCACCAGUCACAGCCCUCCAACUGCCCUCACGCCAACCCAGGCAGCCAAUCGAAACCCUCCCACUGCCCACACGCCAACCCCGGCAGCCAAUCGCACGCUCCGAACUGCCCGCAUGCCGCUUCGGCGGCGGCGGAGCCUCGUAAGCAGCACCCCUCCCCCGUCUCUCAGAAGAUGCAGAGGAAGCUGAGGUCGAGCCUGUCGGUCAACUCGGACAGCAGCCGCAAGAGCAAAGGGAGUUCUACAGGGUCACACAAGCCUGGCUCGUCACCGGAGGACUGCUGUGUGCACUGCAUCCUGGCGUGCCUCUUCUGCGAGUUCCUGACCCUGUGCAAUAUGGUGGUGGCUCAGGCCUCGUGUGGGACGUGCACAUCCGAGGCGUGCUGCUGCUGCUGCUGUGCGGACGACCUGGGCGACGACUGCAACUGCCCCUGCGACAUGGACUGCGGCAUCAUGGACGCCUGCUGCGAGUCUUCCGACUGCCUGGAGAUAUGCAUGGAGUGCUGCGGCAUCUGCUUCCCCACAUAAAAGGCACCUUAGCUGGGGGAGACGGGGUACUGGGAGUGGGCCCCUUCCCAUCCUCCAUACCUGUGCGUCCCCACAUAAGAGGCGGCCUAGCUGCGGAAAACUAACCUGACGCUCGUGACGGCAAGUCUCUUCGAGACUUUUGGUCUGGCCAGGGAAACCAUCUGCAACACGUCUCUGUGGGAGAUGAAAAAGGGGUGCGUCUAGCUUGUGUUCAUGAAAUGCCUACGUCCGGAUGCUAUUGUUUGAAGCUUUAUUUCAUUUGGCCAGUGGUUUGUAGUGCUCAAAAUUGAUUGGUUCCUUUUUUCGAUGGGAUUUAAAAUGUUGUAGAUGGUUUGCCUGGCCAGACUUGAGUGUCAAUAACACUUACUGUCAUGAUAGCCAGGCUAUGGGGAGAAUGGGCCUCAGACCUCAGCUCAGCGAUAUGCUGUACAAGAGGAAGAUAUGCGUACCUAUGUGGGAGACUAUGGAGGGAUCCAGAGAGUGCUUUAUUGCGUGUGUGUGUGUGUGUGUGUGUGUGUGUGUGUGUGUGUGUGUGUGUGUGUGUGUGUGUGUGUGUGUGUGUGUGUGUGUGUGUGUGUGUGUGUGUGUGUGUGUGUGUGUGUGUGUGUGUGUGUGUGUGCGCGUGCGCGUGCGCGUGCGCGUGCACAUGUUUAGUUUUUCAACUACAAAACCAUCUCUUCAGACCCUCAAAACCAUCAACAUCUCCAUGUACUCUCUACCAUUGCCAAUCCAACAAAGACUCAAGAAGCAAAAUCAUAAGUAUAUUCAAAGUAUAGAUAUAUCACAUAAAAAAUGCAUUUACUGUUGUAUGUCUAAAUAUGCUAUCUGAUGCUUAACACCAUACAUUGCCUUUUUAUCAUGUUCUUUUGUCAUAUUUUUAACUGGAUCAUUUCAAUAUGUUCUACCUACAGUGCCAAAGAAUUUCUAUGGAGCCGUGUUUUCAAUCUAUGAAAUUAUCUGUUACAUUUAGUAGUAGUAGUUCGCUUACUUAUUCAUAUACACUAUAGGAUCAAUCUUUGUUUUGUUUUUUUCCUGAAUUAUGUGGUUACAAACUGUUGACAGAUCACUAAAGCAACACUAAGAAGAUCUUAUGACAUUUAAAUUUGAAUUUCCAGAAUUGCAUUAGUCACCUGUGAAAGGGUGAAAAGAACCUCUGAAUUGAACUUGCCGUGUUUCAUGAACUUCAAUCGCUCUAUGGAACGGGAACAGAACAUCUCUCUCUCUCUCUCUCUCUC
Molecule: messenger RNA, 2737 nt
Organism: Engraulis encrasicolus (European anchovy)
Lineage: Eukaryota; Metazoa; Chordata; Actinopteri; Clupeiformes; Engraulidae
Gene: mdfic
Product: MyoD family inhibitor domain containing
Exons: 5
Coding region: 546-1502 (318 amino acids)
Source: RefSeq, a predicted model, not a curated record